AUGGAGUCGACGCCGAUUUGUCGGUGCCGCGUGCUAUACCUCGGCUCGGCGGUCCCGCAACAGAGCAAGGACGGCCUGCAAGGAAUCCAAGAGCCCUUGCGCGAGCUUUAUCCGGAAAAGGGAGCGACCAGUGGCGGAAUUGAUUCGUGGCUGUCCGUCUGGUCCAACGGGAUCCUGCUGGAGAAUGUCGACGAGAGUGGCUCGCGGGUGGCGAGAUUCUUCCCCAUAUCGAGUUUGCAUUACUGCGCGGCCGUUCGCCGCGUGAGUGUCGAGGGUGCGCCGAGAUUCUUACCCCUAGACUCGCCAUUCGCCAGGGCCCCCGCUCCUCGGCGGCCGCCUUUGUUCGCGGCAGUCCUGCGCCGCACUCAGGGCAUAAAGGUACUGGAGUGCCACGCUUUUAUUUGUCGCCGCGAGGCGGCCGCGAACGCGCUAGUGCGGUGCUGCUUCCACGCUUACGCGGACAGCUCGUACGCGAAACGCUUGGAGGCCGAGAGGUCGCCCUCGCAGCUGCCCCCCGAGCCGGAGGAGGAGCUCGAGGUCUACGACGGGGAUGAAAACCACAAGGUUUGGGUCGGGGAAGUGGAGCGCGAUGACGCGAGCGACGACAUCCCGCACCCGACAAGGGCGCCGCGGCCCAGACAGAUAACGCGACCCGCCUCCGUGCCGCCCCCGCCGCCGCCGCCUGAGGAGCCCAAGAAGAAGUCUACCACGAAGAAGAGCAAAAAGAAAUCAUCUGCGUCCGCCGAUGAGCUGUACGCCACAAUGCCUGGGCCCGCUCCGAUGAUGAAUGGGCGGUCCUUGGGACGGGCCCCGCCGGCGUGGGCGGCCGCUCACCCCAUGGUGUUGGUGGCGCAUCCCGCGGCCACCUUACCCCACGCCAGGCCGGCGACGUUGGGCCAUAGGGGGCGCGUCCCGGCCGCCUUGGCUCCGGGUCCUUUCCCGCUGUACCGCCUCCGGGCAGAGGUCGCCUGCAAUACGCCACGGUCGACCCGCGCCGUUCGAAGCCACCGCCGACGGCUA
Iphiclides podalirius (scarce swallowtail) is the source of this 1020-nucleotide messenger RNA. The record is from the annotation of a GenBank genome assembly. NCBI's taxonomy places the organism in Eukaryota, Metazoa, Arthropoda, Insecta, Lepidoptera, Papilionidae.